AUGAAAUUCGGACUUCUAACAUUAGCCCUCUCCGGGAUUGGCCGAGCUCAAAAUUCAACCUUCCAAAACCCAAUCAUUAGCGGCUUCAAGCCGGACCCGAGCUGUAUUUUUGUUCCAGAAUUGGGCAAUACCUUCUUCUGUGCUACAUCUAGUUUCCUCGCCUUCCCUGGUUUAUCCAUCCACGCAAGUCGAGACUUGGUUCACUGGAAACAUGUUUCCAACGCAUUCAGUCGAGCAGAUCAGCUGCCAGGUCUAGCUUUUCUGCCAAAGGCAACCAGCGGCAUUUAUGCCCCCACGUUGCGCUUCCAUGAGGGCAACUUUUACCUUCUAUGCACUCUUGUGAAUCAGCAACUCCCGAGAACCAACGAUAGUCGUUGGGACAACUUCAUCCUCACAUCGACAGAUCCCUACAGCUCAGACUCCUGGUCAGAUCCGGUCCAUUUCAGCUUCCCUGGUUUCGACCCGUCGCCAUUCUGGGACGAUGACGGCAAGACGUACGUCUCGGGUGCGCACACAGCCGCAUACUAUCCAGGAAUUAUGCAUGCGCCGCUCAACUUGGAAACCGGCGAAAUCGGAGACAUCAUCAUGCCCUGGAACGGUACCGGCGGGCGCUCUCCCGAGGCCCCUCACAUCUGGAAACGUGAUGGAUGGUACUAUCUGCUCCUCGCUGAAGGCGGCACACGCGAAAACCAUAUGGUCACAAUGGCUCGAUCAAAGAGUCUAAAGGGACCAUACGAUCCAGCGCCGGGAAAUCCACUGUUGACUUCUGCGAAUGACACCAGCUCCUACUUCCAAGCUGUCGGGCAUGCUGAUCUAUUCCAGGAUGCGGAUGGAAAUUGGUGGUCUGUCGCACUGGCAGUUCGGGCUGGCGGCACCUAUGGCCAGGAUCCUGGGGCAUACUUUGGCAACCUGCCGAUGGGAAGAGAGACAGUGCUUACACCCGUCACCUGGGAAGAGGGUGAGUUUCCAGUCUUCACGCCGGUCACUGGCGACGUCUCUGGCUGGCCUCUACCCAUGGAAGCUAUACCAGAAAAGGGAGAAGGUCAACUCAGCGACGCGGACGAUACCAUCACCUUUCCGCCGGGAAGUAAUUUGCCCAUUCACAUCAUCCACUGGCGUCUUCCAAAGGCCAGAAACUAUGUAGUCUCGCCACCGGGUCAUUGGAACACAUUAGCGCUGAAGUCUUCCGUCCUGAAUCUCACAGCUUUCGACGCCGACUUUGCCUUGGGUCGUGGUCAGACUUUCGUCGGACGACGGAUGGCUCACUCACUCUUCAAAUUCCGCGUUGAGGUCGACUGGGCAAAGUCACUAACAAAGGAAGAGAUGGAGGUCGGUGUCUCAAUCAUACAAGAUCAAGCACAGCACUUUGAUCUCGGCAUCGUCAUGCUGAGGCCGGAGGGAAGCGAGGAUCUCCGACCGCACCUUAGGUUCCGUGGUAUUUCGGAAACGCCGUACAGGGCGACUGAACAUCCGCCGAACGAGGUUUACCCUUUUCCCGACGGCUGGGCCGGACAGAAGAUUGCUCUCCAGAUUGAGGCAGUAAACAGCACUCAUUUCACAUUCUCCGCCGGUCUGGCUGGUCCCAGGCAAGACUCCGAUGUCAGAGUUUUCGGGCAUUGCAAGGGUACUGAGUUGGUCCCUUAUUACUCUGGUUCCGUUGUAGGCGUUUACGCGACAUCUAACGGGAAGCAUGGAGAGCAGGCUUUCGAGACUUACAUCUCCAACUGGCAGUACAAUGGAAUCAGACAGCUCAGGAGCCAGCAGGAUGUCGAUGAUGCCGAUAGUUCUAGGGCUUAG
This is a messenger RNA of Colletotrichum phormii, 1797 nucleotides long. Its product is annotated as beta-xylosidase. Bases 1 to 1797 code for a protein of 598 amino acids. The record is from RefSeq and is a predicted model, not a curated record. The transcript is spliced from 2 exons. Gene Ontology annotation, molecular function: hydrolase activity, hydrolyzing O-glycosyl compounds. Lineage: Eukaryota; Fungi; Ascomycota; Sordariomycetes; Glomerellales; Glomerellaceae. Gene Ontology annotation, biological process: carbohydrate metabolic process.